AUGCAGCAGACAAACCGAGGAUUUAGCCUUUUUAUUGUUGGGUUCCUAUGCUCUGAUCGCUCAUUCGCUUGGCUGCACUUAAUUAGGAUAUUGCAAGAGAAGAUUGUAAACAUGUCGAGGCCAAUGCUGCUGGUGUUUCUUUUGCUUAUAUUGAUAAUUACCUCCCAAUUUGAAUGGAAGCAACAACUUGUAAGCGACAUGGAUACUAGUCCAAGUGUAUCUCAGAAGCAACUACAGAUUUCCAAGAGGGAAGAAGCUGUUAAAGAGAAGUAUGUUGUGAUCUCAUGA
Molecule: messenger RNA, 288 nt
Organism: Thlaspi arvense
Lineage: Eukaryota; Viridiplantae; Streptophyta; Magnoliopsida; Brassicales; Brassicaceae
Source: the annotation of a GenBank genome assembly